GCGCUCUAACUGCCUGGGCGAGGGCGCUUCGCUCCGGUCUCGGCUAUGGCCUAUCUUCACCGCAGGAGCAACUGAUCCUGGGCUUCUCGCCCCGCUCCCUGAGCGCUCCCCCUUUUCGAUCUCUGAAAAACCCCACGUUCUUUCUGGGGCUGUGGCGAGUGGCACUGAGAGGCGAGCAAGGAUGCGCUGAGGAUCUCUGGGGCGUGCGUCUUGGGUCCCGCCGCGAGAGCCCAGGUGCCUCCGCCUGCCUCGAUUUCCCCGCUGUGUGCCUGCCGCCCCCUGCCGCACUUGAUGUGCAGAAAGAAGCCGGACACCAUGAUCCUAACACAAAUUGAAGCCAAAGAAGCUUGUGAUUGGCUACGGGCAACAGGCUUCCCCCAGUACGCACAGCUUUAUGAAGAUCUCCUGUUCCCUAUUGAUAUUUCCUUGGUCAAGAGAGAGCAUGACUUUUUGGACAGAGAUGCCAUUGAAGCUUUGUGCAGGCGUCUAAAUACUUUAAACAAAUGUGCGGUGAUGAAACUGGAAAUCAGUCCUCAUCGGAAGAGAAGUGAGGAUUCGGAUGAGGAUGAGCCUUGUGCAAUAAGCGGCAAGUGGACUUUCCAGAGGGACAGCAAGAGGUGGUCCCGGCUAGAGGAGUUCGACGUCUUUUCUCCAAAGCAGGACCCAGUCCCUGGGUCCCCAGAGGACCCCCACCUGAAGAACGCCCCGAGCCAUGAAAGCAUGCUGACGGACCUCAGCGAGCCCCCGGAGGUGGCUUCUGUCCGCAGCCUCAGCAGCACCAGCAGCCUCCCCACCCACGUGCCCCACGGCGGGGACGCCGCGACACCCCGGACUAACUCCGUCAUUAGCGUCUGCUCCUCCUCCGUCAACUUCGUAGGCAAUGACGACUCUUUCUGCAGCCUGCCCUCUCCCAAGGAACUGUCCAGCUUCAGCUUCAGCAUGAAAGGCCACGAGAAAAGUGCCAAGUCCAAGACGCGCAGUCUGCUGAAACGCAUGGAGAGCUUAAAGCUCAGGGGCUCCCACCACGGCAAGCACAAGGCGCCCUCCAAGCUGGGGCUGAUCAUCAGCGGGCCCAUUCUGCAGGAGGGCAUGGAUGAGGAGAAGCUGAAGCAGCUGAACUGCGUGGAGAUCUCCGCCCUCAACGGCAACCACAUCAACGUCCCCCUGGUACGAAAGAGGAGCGUUUCCAACUCCACGCAGACCAGCAGCAGCAGCAGCCAGUCUGAGACCAGCAGCGCCGUCAGCACGCCCAGCCCCGUCACCAGAACCCGGAGCCUCAGCGCCUGCAACAAGCGGGUGGGCAUGUACUUGGAGGGCUUCGACCCCUUCAGUCAGUCGACAUUCAACAACGUUGUGGAGCAGAACUUCAGAAACCGCGGGAGCUACCCAGAGGACACAGUGUUCUACAUCCCGGAGGAUCACAAGCCUGGCACUUUCCCCAAGGCCCUCUCCAAUGGGAAUUUCUCUCCCUCAGGGAACAACAGCUCUGUGAACUGGAGGACUGGAAGCUUCCACGGCCCCGGCCACAUCAGCUUGAGGAGGGAAAACAGCGGCGACAGCCCCAAGGAGCUUAAGAGACGCAAUUCCUCCAGUUCCAUGAGCAGCCGCCUGAGUAUCUAUGACAACGUGCCGGGCUCCAUCCUCUACUCCAGCUCAGGUGACCUGGCGGACCUGGAGAACGAGGACAUCUUCCCCGAGCUGGACGACAUCCUCUACCACGUGAAUGGGAUGCAGAGGAUAGUCAACCAGUGGUCGGAGAAGUUCUCAGAUGAGGGAGACUCGGACUCAGCCCUGGACUCGGUCUCCCCUUGCCCGUCCUCUCCCAAACAGAUACACCUGGAUGUGGACAACGACCGAGCCACCCCCAGCGACCUGGACAGCACAGGCAACUCGCUGAAUGAACCUGAAGAGCCCUCUGACAUCCCCGAGAGGAGGGACUCUGGGGUGGGGGCCUCCCUCACAAGGUCCAACAGGCACAGGUUGCGGUGGCACAGCUUCCAGAGCUCUCAUCGGCCGAGCUUGAACUCUGUAUCACUGCAGAUUAACUGCCAGUCGGUGGCCCAGAUGAACCUGCUGCAGAAGUACUCACUCCUGAAGUUGACUGCCCUGCUGGAGAAAUACACACCUUCCAAUAAGCAUGGUUUCAGCUGGGCUGUGCCCAAGUUCAUGAAGAGGAUCAAGGUUCCAGACUACAAGGACCGGAAUGUGUUCGGGGUCCCUCUGACCAUCAACGUGCAGCGCACAGGUCAGCCCCUGCCCCAGAGCAUUCAGCAAGCCAUGCGCUACCUCCGCAACCAUUGCCUGGACCAGGUUGGUCUCUUCAGAAAAUCAGGUGUUAAAUCCCGGAUUCAGGCGCUACGCCAGAUGAACGAAAGUGCCAUAGAUUGUGUCAACUACGAGGGACAGUCUGCCUAUGACGUGGCAGACAUGUUGAAGCAGUAUUUUCGAGAUCUGCCUGAGCCCCUAAUGACCAACAAACUCUCGGAAACCUUCCUACAGAUCUACCAAUAUGUGCCCAAGGACCAGCGCCUCCAGGCGAUCAAGGCCGCCAUUAUGCUCCUGCCCGACGAGAACCGGGAGGUGCUACAGACGCUCCUUUAUUUCUUGAGUGAUGUCACAGCAGCUGUGAAGGAGAACCAGAUGACUCCAACCAACCUGGCCGUGUGCUUAGCGCCUUCCCUCUUCCACCUCAACACCUUGAAGAGAGAGAAUUCUUCGCCCAGGGUAAUGCAAAGAAAACAAAGUUUGGGCAAACCAGAUCAGAAAGAUUUGAAUGAAAACCUGGCUGCCACUCAAGGCCUGGCCCAUAUGAUUGCUGAGUGCAAGAAGCUUUUCCAGGUUCCUGAGGAAAUGAGUCGAUGUCGCAAUUCCUACACCGAACAAGAGCUGAAACCCCUCACUCUGGAAGCAUUAGGACGCCUUUGUAAUGACGAGUCAGCUGACUACCAGCACUUCCUCCAGGACUGCAUGGACAAUCUAUUUAAGGAGGUCAAAGAGAAGUUUAAAGGUUGGGUCAGCUACUCUACAUCUGAGCAGGCUGAGCUGUCCUAUAAGAAGGUGAGCGAAGGACCCCCUCUAAGACUUUGGAGGUCAACCAUCGAAGUCCCUGCUAUGCCGGAGGACAUCUUAAAGCGCCUACUUAAAGAGCAGCACCUCUGGGAUGUGGAUCUAUUGGAUGCCAAAGUGAUUGAAAUCCUGGACAGUCAAACUGAAAUAUACCAGUAUGUCCAAAACAGUAUGGCUCCCCAUCCUGCUCGUGACUACGUUGUUUUGAGGACGUGGAGGACUAAUUUACCCAAGGGGGCCUGCGCCCUCUUACUCACCUCUGUGGAUCACGACCGGGCUCCUGUGGUGGGGGUGCGGGCCAACGUGCUCCUGUCCAGGUAUCUGAUCGAACCCUGCGGGUCGGGGAAGUCCAAACUCACCUACAUGUGCAGAGCUGACCUAAGGGGCCACAUGCCAGAGUGGUACACGAAAUCCUUUGGACAUUUGUGUGCGGCGGAAGUUGUAAAGAUCCGAGACUCUUUCUGUAACCAGAACGCUGACACCAAAGACACCAAAUCCAGGUGAUUACGGAGGCAGAGCAACUGUGUCCACCGUCUGGGUGUUUGUUUCUAGAACCCUUGCCAGUCCUUGGGGAAAAAAGGUUCUGCGUCUAAUCCUGAAACAAAAGUACACAUUGACUGUAGCGAUUUGAUGCAUUUUUAAAGCUGCUUCCUGUUUAUUGAAGGUCUGUGUUAUAGAUCUUGACUGGAAUAUAUAAGACUGUGCAAAAAAAAUGUAUUCUUAUGCGAAUUGCUUCUGAGAAGCAAAACUAUAAAUACAUUGCAGAAGAUAAUGAAGAUACUUUGUUCUCUUGUGAUAUUGGUGUAUGUGUACCUUUGUCAUUUUAUUUGCAACGUGUUGAGGGACUGGUGUAUCCACUGGAAUAGUUGGUACUCUUUGACAUGUUUUCUCACUGAGAUGAGCAAAGAAAGGUUUGCACAGAGAAGUGUGUGUAUGUUUGUUUGUUGCUGGUUGAAUGGCAGAGAUGUAUAAGGUGGGAUGCAGUGUCUGGCACACUGAGACGCUUCCAAGAAAGAUAUUGGUGCAUCGGAUUCAGUUUAACUUGGAAUAUCUGACUACCCAUGGAUCCACCCAGAAAGAGAACCCCAUUAUUUUGGGGAGUUGGACAGCCUACCCUUCUCCAUUUUUUUUCUGAGUUAUUAAACAGAAUCUUCUUUCAAACUCUUUACCUGAAAAAUAAUUGUAGUAAAUUUACUCUGAUAACCCAUUUCAAACACAGUUUAUCUCUAGAUCUGAUUGCAAAUAGUGACGUUGUUUUUCACCAGAGUAGAUUAGUUAAGGAAUGAAAACAACUCCUUACUAGUUCUAAAGCAGUUUUGCUUUGGUUUUUCUAAAAAGUUGAAAUGUCAAAACUAAACCCUCUACCCUUUACUCUUGAGUCAAGCAUCAAAACGUUUUUACUUGUCACGAAUCUUUACAUUUUUAUAUUUAUAACAGAAAUUCUUUAAGACACACUAUGCAUGGGAACAUAGGAAAUAUGUAUGUGUCAAGGAAAUCCCUGUUAAUUUAACGCAACCACAAAGGUUGUUUGUAAAUUGUUAUUAACAGCAUUUCUGAAAGCUGAACAGUUUUAUUAAUUGGAGUGACCUUAAAAACAAAUAGGUUUUCAGGUUUUGACCUUGUUUUUGCUUUGUUUUCCCUUUAUUUUCUUUUCCUUUAUAAUGAUGCUGUUGGAAUAUAUUUUAGUGGUAUUGGCAAAUAGUUAUCAUAGUAAAAAAAAACACCAAACAAAAGGCAAGUACAGCACAGUUUUUUGGAAGGGUGGUCUUUAUUCAGGUUUUACUGUAAUGGUAAAGACUGACUUAAGAGGCAGUAUUAGUGAAUUUAUUUAGUAUGGAUCAAAGUGAAUAAUGUAUGAGUGAGAGUUGUAAGAAGGAUUUUUAUUUUGUUAUAAAAGAAUUUAGUUACCAUUGUCAGUGUUAUUUCAAAGGUUCUUUGAAGAAUUGGCGGGAACAGAGUGUUACAAGUUGAGUAUUUUGGAUAUCAGUGUUCCUCAUGAAGAUAUACUUGUAUAUUCAAUUUUAAUGGCUUUCAGAUUUGUAAGAUUAUAUGUUGUAUAUACCAUUCUAUUAAGACACAUGUCCACAUGUCCACUGUGCUUUCAAACAUAGAUUAAGCAUGAUAAAGAUUAUUAUUUAAAAUAUACUUGUAUUUAUACCUCAGAUAAUCUUUUGGGUUUUGUACCUCAAGGCUUUUUUUUUCCUAAUGUAAAUACACUUUUCAUGAAUACAGUCUAAGAGAAAAAAAUAAAUAAAAGAAGAGGUUUAUAAUGUGCUCUGUAUCUGUACAGAAUAUAAUCGAUAAGUGCACUAUUAAAUGUUUAAGGGAAAAGUCUGGCCUGCUCUCCUUUGUACUGACUGCAUCUCUCGCCCGCCCUGAAAACCAUGGACUGCAAGGCAUGUCAUUCUAGCAUCAACCCAAGUGAAAACAUAGAAUCGCUGAAGGAAAAAUCAGACUGCAAAGCAUUCCAAGGCCAAACUGCAGCUGAGCCACUCGCUAACAAACAGGAAACCCUGGCGAAGGUUCGGGAAGCACGGAGAUACUCUCCGAAGGCCGCUAGGAAAUGAUGCUGAGAAAGUUACAAGAACAAGCGCCAGCUACAGAAAGAUGCUCACAAGCAAAGCCAAGGUCACCGAUUCAUUCCACAAAAGGUCUUUUUCCCACUGUUUGGCUUUCCUGUCGAAAGGAUUUCUACCAUAUUUGACAAGAGGAGGUUUCAAAGGAUGUGAACAUUUGCAAGAACUCUGCUUGCGUGACCUAGGGUGAUACUGCCACAACUUACUAAUUGUGACCAAUGGCCUAGACUGUAAGCUCUUUGAGGGCAGGGCUCUUUUCCUGCACAUCUUUAUACUCCCCUGCAACAGCUUUCAGUGUUUUGUACUUGUAGGCACCUAAUAAAUUUAUUAUUUGCUA
Pteronotus mesoamericanus is the source of this 5979-nucleotide messenger RNA. RefSeq names its product DLC1 Rho GTPase activating protein (gene DLC1). The record is from RefSeq and is a predicted model, not a curated record. Lineage: Eukaryota; Metazoa; Chordata; Mammalia; Chiroptera; Mormoopidae. Gene Ontology annotation, biological process: actin cytoskeleton organization; signal transduction; regulation of Rho protein signal transduction. Gene Ontology annotation, cellular component: focal adhesion; membrane raft. Gene Ontology annotation, molecular function: protein binding; GTPase activator activity; lipid binding. The transcript is spliced from 14 exons. The coding region runs from base 292 to 3570 and encodes 1092 amino acids.